Molecule: messenger RNA, 1746 nt
Organism: Diaporthe citri
Lineage: Eukaryota; Fungi; Ascomycota; Sordariomycetes; Diaporthales; Diaporthaceae
Exons: 4
Coding region: 1-1746 (581 amino acids)
Biological process (GO): amino acid transmembrane transport
Cellular component (GO): membrane
Molecular function (GO): amino acid transmembrane transporter activity
Source: RefSeq, a predicted model, not a curated record
AUGAGCAAGAACAGCGACUCGGACCAGGACCAAGACGUCGUCUCGGAGGCAGCGGCGGGGAAGGCCCCUGCUCUGGUGGCCGUCGAGCCCCGUCCCGUCGAGCCCCGUCCCGUCGACAGCCACUCCCGCGGCUUGGUAUCUGGGCAUCAUCACCCGAACGGCAGCGGCAGCGGCAACGGUCUCGAAGAUGGCAUUAAUGAGUCUGAUGUGGACGACCACGGCGGCGAUCUCGUCACGGCGGCAGAGCUGCACGAUCUUAAGCGGGGGCUGACAGAGCGUCAUCUGGGCAUGCUCGGCAUCGCUGGGGCCAUUGGGACCGGUCUAUUCCUCAGUCUCGGCGGCGCCAUCCAAACCGGCGGCCCCCUCGGUGCUCUGCUUGGAUAUGCGAUGGUCGGUGGCAUCGUCUGCUCUGUCCAGUUUGCCCUGGGCGAAGUGACAGCUCUGUUACCGGUCACGGGGAGUUUCGUCAGACAUGCUGGAUUCCUGGUAGAUCCAGCCCUGGAAUUUGCCAUCGGAUGGAAUCUCGUCUAUGGAAAUCUUCUCAGCAUUCCCUCUGAGAUCACGGCCAUCUGCGUGCUCUUCCAGUUCUGGACUGACAUCAACAGCGCCCUCUGGAUCGUUAUUUUCAUCAUCGUGACUGUCGUCGUGGGCGUUGCAUUUGUUCGGAUCUUCGGUGAGGUCGAGUUCUUCUUCGCCGUCCUCAAGAUCCUCCUGGUCGUGUUUCUCAUCAUCCUCGGUCUGGUGAUUGACCUCGGUGGCAUCCCGGGAACACCUCGCAUCGGCUUCAAGUACUGGCAGAACCCCGGACCAUUUGUCGAGUACAUCGGAACUGGCGACUGGGGGAAAUUUCUCGGCUUCUGGGGCGUCAUGACCUCCGCCGUAUUCUCCUUCGCGGGAGUUGAGUCUAUUGCUAUGGCAGCAGCUGAGACCCAGAGCCCACGCCGAGCAAUCCCUCGCGCCUGCAGACAGGUCUUCGCCCGAGUUCUGUUAUUCUACAUGCUUGCGGUGCUCGUUGUGGGAAUGCUGGUCCCCAGCAACGACCCGCGCUUGGGCGAUGAAAGCGGUACUGCAGCACAGAGCCCCUUCGUUAUCGCUGCCAGUGCCGCUGGCAUCAAGGCAAUUCCCAGCGUCGUCAAUGCCAUCGUCAUCACGAGCGCAUGGAGCGCAAGCAAUCAGUCGCUCAUGGCUGGUACGAGAGUCUUGUACGGUCUCGCGCUCAAGGGUCAAGCCCCCAAGAUCUUCUUGCGGACUACGUCGUGGGGAACGCCCUACAUGUGUGUCGCCUUGUUCACGCUCUUCAUGUUCCUCAGCUUCCUGACGCUGAGCAACAACGCCAUGACAGUCUUCUGGUGGCUUGUCGACCUCACUGCCGCGGGCGUGCUAGUCAGUUGGUGCACAAUCCUGCUGAAUCAUCUCCGCUUGAAGCUGGCGAUGAAGAAACAGGGGAUCCCCGUCGCGAGAUUGCCGUGGCAUAACUCCUGGACAUUUUACAGUUCUUGUGUCUCAUUGUGCUUGUGCAUAAUUAUCCUCCUAACGAACGGGUUCAGCUGUUUCACCAAGGGCAAUUGGGACCCUGAGACCUUCGUGUCAUCUUACUUGGAUAUUCCUCUUGUCAUCUCCGCAUUUUUGAUUUGGAAAUUCUAUAAGAAGACCAAAUUCUACUCCUUGGACGAGAUACCCAUUUUGGAUGCAUUGAGGCAGGCUGAUAUAGAAGAAGCGGCUAGAAUUCAGAGAUACCAUGACUAG